Molecule: messenger RNA, 798 nt
Organism: Arachis duranensis
Lineage: Eukaryota; Viridiplantae; Streptophyta; Magnoliopsida; Fabales; Fabaceae
Product: novel plant SNARE 13
Exons: 3
Coding region: 308-574 (88 amino acids)
Source: RefSeq, a predicted model, not a curated record
AUUAUUUGUUAGCAGAAAAACAACUGUAUUCUGUUCUCCAAAACUCCCCUUUUGGCCUUUUCUGUUCCCGGUGCUCUUGCUUCCCUCUAUUUCCUUCUGAAUGCUAUUUCAAUUGAAACCUAAUCUGCCACUUUCUCAUUCUCCUUGCACUCUCCAUUCCUUCACUUCCCCUCUCUCUGAUUCUCGCGGCAAAAUCAACUGAUAAUGCAUCUUGCGCAAAGACUCGCCAAAUCGACAAGCUAGGGUUUCCUCCAGAAAAUUCGGUUCUCGCCGGGGUUUUGCGGAGGAGACGCAGUCGCCGGCAGCAAUGGCCACCAGCUUGCAGAUGAGCCCUCAGGUGGAGCAGAUCCUCGGCGAAAUCCGCGAUAACUUUCGAUUCCUGGCAAAUGGCUUCCAAAGGCUUGAUAAGAUUAAAGAUUCCAAUAGACAAAGCAAGCAGCUGGAAGAACUCAAGGAUAAGAUGGUGGAGUGUAAAAAGCAUUUCUGUGGUUGUAAACUUGUAAUCUUGCUAUAUCUCAAUGGCAACUGUAACUUUGAGUUGAGUAAGAAGAAAAAUGUUGAUAAAGGAGUUUGAUCGAGAAAUUAAAGAUGAAGAGGGAAAAAAUCCCCCAGAAGUGAACAAGCAACUUAAUGAUGAAAAACAAUCAAUGGUUAGUGCCGAAAACCUUUCUAUUUUGGAUGCUCACGUUUUGGAAGGGGUACAAUAUCUUCAACCUCAAAGUAUUAUGAAUGUGGCGAUAUUUUUCUUUUCACAUCUUUGUAAAUGAUUUGCAUUGCUAAAUGAUUUGCAUUGCUAAA